Chiroxiphia lanceolata (lance-tailed manakin) is the source of this 2551-nucleotide messenger RNA. RefSeq names its product syntrophin beta 2 (gene SNTB2). Gene Ontology annotation, molecular function: structural molecule activity; protein binding. NCBI's taxonomy places the organism in Eukaryota, Metazoa, Chordata, Aves, Passeriformes, Pipridae. The record is from RefSeq and is a predicted model, not a curated record. The coding region runs from base 34 to 1512 and encodes 492 amino acids. Gene Ontology annotation, cellular component: dystrophin-associated glycoprotein complex; synapse; intracellular anatomical structure. The transcript has 7 exons.
CUCCCGGUGACCGGCGGCGGCGGUGGCGGCGGCAUGGCCGUGUGGACCCGGGCUUGUAAAACAGGGCUACUGGAGCUGCUCCUCCGGGAACGCUGGGUCCGCGUGUCGGCGGAACUGACCGGGGAGACCCUGAGCUUAACGGCGGAACCGGGGGCCGGGGAUGCGUCGGUGGUGAACGGCGUGGUGAACGGCAACGCGGAGGCGGCGGCGGCAGCAGCGGCACCCGGUUGCGUGAGGAGGGUGCGGGUGGUGAAAGCGGAGGCGGGAGGGCUCGGGAUCAGCAUUAAGGGAGGUCGGGAGAAUCGGAUGCCGGUGCUGAUCUCACGGAUCUUCCCGGGAUUGGCGGCGGAGAGGAGCGGAGCGCUCCGGUUAGGCGACGCCAUCCUCGCCGUGAACGGCGUCGAUCUCCGCGAUGCUACCCACGAUCAAGCCGUGCAGGCGCUGAAGAGAGCCGGCAGAGAGGUCAUCCUCGAAGUGAAGUUCAUGCGGGAGGUGACCCCCUACAUCAAGAAGCCAUCGCUGGUGUCGGACCUGCCGUGGGAGGGGGUGGCCCCACAGUCCCCCAGCCUGAGUGGCAGUGAGGACUCCGGAUCCCCCCAGCACCAGGGGCCCCGUGACCGCAAGGUGAUUCCCCUCAAGAUGUGCUUUGCUGCCCGGAACCUCAGCAUGCCUGACCUGGAGAACAGACUGAUCGAGCUGCACUCACCGGACAGCCGGAACACACUGGUGCUGCGGUGCCGGGACACGGCCACGGCCCACGCCUGGUUCAGCGCCCUGCACGCCAACAUCACUGCGCUGCUGCCACAGGUCCUGGCCGAGCUCAAUGCCACGCUGCGCUCCGGCAGCCCCACAGCCGGCAGCCAGGAGGUGAAGCACAUUGCCUGGCUGGCUGAGCAGGCGCGGCUGGACGGCGGGCGGCAGCAGUGGCGGCCGGUGCUCAUGGCAGUGACAGAGAAGGACCUGCUGCUGUACGACGGGAUGCCCUGGACCAGGGAUGCCUGGGCCUCCCCCUGCCACAGCUACCCACUCGUGGCCACCAGGCUGGUCCACUCAGGCUCUGGGCGCCGCUCGCCUGCGCUGGGCUCUGAGCUGACCUUUGCCACACGGACGGGGUCGCGCCAGGGUGUGGAGAUGCACGUGUUCCGCGUGGAGACACACCGGGACCUCUCAGCCUGGACACGCGUCCUGGUGCAGGGCUGCCACGCUGCGGCUGAGCUCAUCAAGGAGGUGACUGUGGGCUGCACGCUGGGCGGGCAGGAGGUCCAGCUCUCCAUCCACUAUGAGAGUGGAUUCACCAUCUCCCGGGAGGAGCCGGGCACCAGCGUCCUCUUCCGCUACCCCUAUGAGCGGCUGAAGAUGUCGGCGGACGAUGGCAUCAGGACUCUCUACUUGGAUUUCGGAGGCCCUGAGGGGGAGCUGGCACUGGACCUGCACUCCUGCCCCAAACCCAUCGUCUUCGUCCUGCACACCUUCCUCUCAGCCAAAGUCACCCGCAUGGGGCUGCUGGCGUAGGUGCCCCAGGUCCCCCAUGCUGUCAGGAACCAGCCGGGGGUCACAGAGGGACCCCCAACCUCUCCUGCCCUACCAGUGCCUUGCUGGGGCUAGGAUCCCUGCCCUGAGAGCCUCUGGGAAUGCAGCAGGAUGGCUGCCCAGGUGGGGAAUGAGCCCCUCCUGCCCACACCAGCACCCCCAGACUCUCCAGUGCCCCAGGGGGGUGUUGGAGUAUAGACACCAGCUUUGGUCCCUGCGGGCCUGAAGCCAUCGCUGAUUUCACCGCCUGUGCCUUGGAGUGGGGCCAGCCUGGCCUCCAUGACUGGGGGACCCCUGUACUCCCCAACCCAUAACUGGGGGACCCCCCAUGCUCCUCAACCCAUGUUUGGGGAAGUCAGUCUGGGGGGGCUUCCCCCAAGGGGGUCACAUUGUCCCUACCUGGGGGAGAGCUUGGGCUGUGGGACCCCCCUUAUUGCUGCAUGAGGGGUCCCCAUGCCCUGCUCAGGGGACACACACACAUUUGUCUUACAGGGGUCACUCAGGGGUGCAAAGGGGGUACCUGAGCCUGGGGUGUUGUUCCCUGGGGCUCAGCUACCCCACCCCCCACUGCUCCCCAGCAGUGACCCCCAAACCUCCCAAAGCCAGAACAAUGCCGUGUAUCUGCCCUGGACAUGGGGGCCAGGGCUGCUGGGCUCCCCCCAGAGCUGUCCCCACCCCAGCCACUGCUGCCUGUGCCCCUCGCCCCUGGGGGGUCCCCAUGGGUGGGGGCAGGACACGUAGAUUGAUGCACUUUCGCUUUUUGUACUUUCCCUCCCCUCUUGGGGGCAGUUUCCAUGCCCUGGAGUGCUGGGAGAUCCCAGGCAGUGCCAGAGCAGGACCCCCAGGGCUCCCCACUCCCACUGAGGUCCCGGUACCCUCAGCCAAACUUCUGCACAGUUCUCUGCUUCUGGGGGGGCUGCGCUGGCUGGAGGGUCCCGUGAGAUCCCAUGAGGUGCUGCCCCCUUUUCUAUUUUUGUAUUCUUUGUAAAUCGCUAUUUAUAUCAGAUUGCCUUUUCCAUGG